This is a messenger RNA of Panthera uncia (snow leopard), 9487 nucleotides long. RefSeq names its product GON-4-like protein. The record is from RefSeq and is a predicted model, not a curated record. Gene Ontology annotation, biological process: regulation of DNA-templated transcription. NCBI's taxonomy places the organism in Eukaryota, Metazoa, Chordata, Mammalia, Carnivora, Felidae. The transcript has 31 exons. Gene Ontology annotation, molecular function: transcription coregulator activity. The coding region runs from base 2045 to 8689 and encodes 2214 amino acids. Gene Ontology annotation, cellular component: nucleus.
GGGGCGUGGGGACCGCGGCCGGCUCUCGGCGCCGCGGUGGGAAGCGCGCUCAGGACCCCCUGGUGAAAUCUGUUCCCCGGACCGGCCCGCGCUGGCGCUGCCCCGGAGUCGCGUUCAUUCACCCUGUUAAGGGUGACUCGAGUUCCCAAAGCGGGGGCCUUUUUAGGGUUGCUGCGUUCGAAGUGUCUGGAGCCCAUCUCUGCGCGCUGCUGACUUUGACUAGUAGCUGCCUUCUUUCUGUCCUUUUUCUUUUUUGAAGCUGUCAUUCGUCUCUGAAAUGUAGGACUCUUCUAGCUGCUCCCACUCCACCUCUUACCUCCUCACCGCCCUCCCCUCACAGGGGUCGACAGAGUCUUUAAUAACUAAGAAAAGGCCAUCAGCUGAUUUUGGGGUGGGGAUUUCCUGGUGCCUGAAUUAGGGAGGCUUAUUUUACUUGUUUUUAAAAAGUUUUUAUUUUGCUUCUAUUAAGUAAUCUCCCCAAUGUGGGACUGGAACUCAUGACCUUGAGAUCAAGGGUCCUGCGCUCCACUUACUGGGCCAACCGGGCGUUCCUGAAUUAGGGAGGUUUAAAAUAACAUCACAGUUGAGACUGAAAGAGAACUUUCUUACUCCUCUAGUCCAGGCUUUCAUGUAGUGCUCUGAUAGAUGGGCAUUCAGACUUUGCCUGAGCAUUGUUAGCAUAACACUAGGCAACUUAUUUUAUUCUUGGACCUAUUUUAAUGAGAGUACAGUUUUUCUGGGUAGAAUGAUGUAGUCAUUUUCCAUACGAUGCUUAACUCGUGGUCCAAGUGCAUAGGAUAAGCUAGGGACAGGAAGUUCAGAAGUUCAUGCGCUUUCAUUCAUUAUUUCGUUUCUUCAGGGAGCAUUCACUGAGUAUCCAGUAGGCACAUCCUGCCAAGUACUAGGGGUACUAGUUGAAAGAAUCCUUUUCCUCAAAGAGCACGUAGUUUUGAGGGAAGGAGAGAUGGGAAGGAGACAGGAGAAUAACAAAAGUGAUAAAUACUGUAAAAGAGGUUUACAAACAGGUGCUAUAAGAAUGUAAAAGAAGAUGCCCUCCAGUUGUUGCCCUUAGGAUGUGAAAACUGGAAUUGAGGCCAAGAGUUGAGAAGUAACAUAGCAUAGAGAAUGAUAGGAAUCUCUUGUUUUCAAAACAGAAUUUCUGUUAAUAUAGCUUAACCUUUUUAAACAACCACACUUUGCUUUUGGGUUGUUUCUGUUGAUGGGGCUACCUGUUUAUGAAAACAGCAAUAGCACACAUUAUUGAUGUGAUAAAUCACUAUUUAAUGACAUAGAUGCUGUUUUUAUUUCAUUUUAUAGCUGAAGAAACUGAGAUUCAGGUUAAGUAAUUUAUGCAGUUUCAGAAAGUUGGAGAGAAGCUGACUUGGGAAACAAAUGCAGACAGUGUGACUCCCACUUUGCUCUCGGCAUCAUGCUAUUCUGCCUCCCUGAUAGUAACGAUCACUGACGUUUACUAAUCACUUACUGUUUGAUUUUUAGAGCAACCCUAUGAGGUAAGAACAAUUACUAUCUUUUUCAGUUGAGGAAACUGAAGAUUAGAGAGGUUAAGUUGCUCAGCCAAGAUAACAUGCUAAUCGGUGGUGGAGUUAGGGUUUGAACCCGGCACUCUGACCACGGUCACUCCUCUCCCAUCUAAUGGGAGGUUGCGGGGGCGCCUGGGUGGCUCAGUUGGUUGAGCGUCCGACUUCAGCUCAGGUCAUGAUCUCACGGUCCGUGGGCUGGAGCUCCACAUCGGACUCUGUGCUGACAGCUCAGAGUUUGGAGCCUGCUUCCGAUCCUGUGUCUCCCUCUCUUUCUGCCCCUCCCCCACUCUCACUUUGUCUCACUCUGUCUCUCAAAAAUAAAUAGAUGUAAAAAAAAAGAAAAAAAUUGGGAAGUUGUGCAUUUGGUCUAAAGUACUGUGUCCCUUACUGAACAUGAAUAAGUGGAAAGGUGCUUGAAGAAAUGCUGUUAUCAUUAAUUAAUAUGAAGGUGAUAAGAACUUGCUUUUCUCCUUUCAGGAUGGAACCCAGGUGGGACUUGUACAAUGUUGCCCUGUAAGAAGAGAAGGACUACGGUGACUGGGUCCCCACAGCACCAGGGCAGCCAGGAGGAAGAGGACCUAGACCUGGAGUCCGCUGUUAAACCAGUGACUGACCAGGUGAAAGACUUGGGGUCAGCGUCACUCUCUGGGGGUCCAAGUCAUGGCAGAGCGGCUGGCCUCCAAGUGCAGUCCGCGCAGGAGGCAGGAAAUCAGCUUGGUGAGGAGGAUCCACCUCUGAGCUCCAGGGUGCUCACCCAGGACACAAACGCACCGGUUCUGGAAGCUGUUGACGCGGCCAUCUCUCAGGGCAUCGCCCUACCUUCCUUGGAGUCUUCUCAGCCUCUUGUUGUACACAGUGGUAAAGGAAAGCUCCAGGCCCCUGGCUCAAGGAGAGGGAAGAAGAUUGCACUCAGGCCUGGGCCAGUUCCCCAAGAAGAUAGAGGAGAUCAUCCUGUUACAAAGGAGCCUUUUUCAGGAGAGCGUAGUGCAGAAGUCAAGGAAGAAGGAGGAAAACCUCAGUCUGGAGGGGAGAUGCCUUCACUGCCUCUAGGCGCCCACUCUGCCAAACCGGGAGCCCUGCCUGGGAAGUCCCCUCCGUCACAUGUCUGUGCCUGUCCCCAAGAGAAGCCACUUGGGACUCUGGCUCCGCAAGCUGAGGAUGAGACAGAGGACGGCGGACUCUUCAUUCCGAUGGAAGAGCAAGGCAAUGAAGAAAGUGAGAAAAGGCGAAAAAAGAAAAAGGGUACCAAGAGGAAACGAGAUGGAAGGGGUCAAGAAGAAGGCACUUGGGCUUGCGACCUGAAGCUGGACGACGUGCUGGACCGCACGCUGGAGGACGGCGCCAAGCAGCACAACCUGACCGCGGUCAACGUGCGCAACAUCCUCCACGAAGUAAUCACAAAUGAACAUGUGGUAGCUAUGAUGAAAGCAGCCAUCAGUGAGACGGAAGAUAUGCCCAUGUUUGAGCCCAAAAUGACACGCUCUAAACUGAAGGAAGUGGUGGAAAAAGGAGUGGUAAUUCCAACAUGGAAUAUUUCACCAAUUAAGAAGGCCAAUGAAAUUAAGCCCCCUCAGUUUGUGGAUAUUCACCUUGAAGAGGAUGACUCCUCAGAUGAGGAGUACCAGCCAGAUGAAGAAGAGGAGGACGAGACGGCUGAAGAGAGUUUAUUGGAAAGUGAUGUUGAAAGCACCGCUUCAUCCCCACGAGGGGCAAAGAAAUCCAGAUUGAGGCAGGCUUCCGAGGUGACUGAAACGGACGAGGAGGGCGGCGUAUUAUCGGAGGCUGAGAAAGUCCCCACACCUGCCGUUAGGCACAUCAGCGCUGAGGUCGUGCCCAUGGGGCCCCCACCUCCCCCAAAGCCCAAGCAGAGCAGGGACAGCACUUUCAUGGAGAAGCUGCACGCGGUAGAUGAGGAGCUGGCCUCCAGUCCUGUGUGCAUGGACUCUUUCCAGCCCAUGGAUGAUAGCCUCAUUGCAUUCCGAACCCGCUCUAAGAUGCCUCUAAAAGACGUUCCCCUGGGGCAGCUGGAAGCAGAACUCCGGGCUCCAGACAUCACGCCAGACAUGUAUGACCCCAAUACAGCAGACGACGAGGACUGGAAAGUGUGGCUGGGCGGGCUCAUGAACGACGACGUGGGGAAUGAGGAUGAGGCCGAUGAUGACGACGAUCCAGAAUAUAACUUCUUGGAAGAUCUUGAUGAACCAGACACAGAGGAUUUCCGCACUGACCGGGCAGUGAGAAUCACCAAGAAGGAAGUGAAUGAACUCAUGGAAGAGCUGUUUGAAACUUUCCAGGACGAGAUGGGACUGUCCAACGUGGAGGAUGACGGCCCAGAGGAGGAGGAGCGCGUGGCCGAGCCCCGGCCUAGCUUCAACACCCCUCAAGCCCUGCGGUUUGAGGAACCACUGGCCAACUUGCUAAAUGAGCAGCACCGCACAGUGAAGGAGCAGCUUGAACAGCUGAAGGUGAAGAAGUCUUCGGGCAGACAGCAGCAGGAGGUCGAGAGGGCGAAGCCCCAGAACGAGAAGGUCCACCAGACGCUGACUCUAGACCCGGCGCAGAGGCGGCGGCUUCAGCAGCAGAUGCAGCAGCACGUGCAGCUCUUGACGCAGAUUCACCUUCUCGCCUCCUCCAACCCCAACCUCACUUCGGAGGCCAGCACCACCAGGAUAUUUCUCAAAGAGCUGGGAACCUUUGCUCAGAGCUCCGUCGCUCUCCGCCAUCAGUUCAACCCGAGGUUUCAGACCUUGUUCCAGCCCUGUAACCUGCCGGGGGCAGUGCAGCUCGUGGAAGCCUUCAGCACACAUGUCAGCGUCGACUGGAGUCCUCGGAAAACCGUCAAGAAGACUGCAGAUGAAUUUCCCUGUUUGCCAAAGCAAGUGGCUUGGAUCCUGGCCACGAGCAAGGUGUUCAUGUAUCCAGAGCUACUUCCAGUGUGUUCUCUGAAGGCAAAGAAUCCCCAGGAUAAGAUUUUCUUCACGAAGGCCGAGGACAAUUUGUUGGCUUUAGGGCUAAAGCACUUUGAAGGGACCAAGUUUCCGAAGCUGCUGAUGAGCAAGUACCUCCUCACCUGCAAGACCGCCCACCAGCUGACCGUGCGGAUCAAGAACCUCAACAUGAACCGCGCGCCCGACAACAUCAUCAAAUUUUAUAAGAAGACCAAACAGCUGCCCAUCCUGGUGAAGUGCUGUGAAGAGCUCCAGCCGCAUCAGUGGAGGCCGCCUGUAGAGAGGGAGGAGCACCGGCUUCCAUUCUGGUUAAAGGCCAGCCUGCCGUCCAUCCAGGAGGAGCUGUGGCGCAGGGCUGACGGCGCCAGAGGGGUAGGAGGUGUGACGGGAGCCGCUGAGGUCAGCUCAGAGCCAGGCCUGGGGACAGGCAGCUCGGAACUGGGGAGUGAAACUCCGUACCCACUGCUGUUGCCCAAGGGUGUGGUCCUGAAACUGAAGCCAGUUGCCAACUGUUUUUCCAGGAAGGCCUGGAGACAGAAGCGGCCGUCAGUCCUGAAGCCCCUCCUAAUCAGACCCAGCCCCUCUCUCCAGCCUGGCUCCACCCCCGGGAAAACACCGGCGAGGUCCAUUCCGCCAGAAGCCCCUCCAAGCAAAAUGGUGGUCCGAAUUCCUCACGUGAUCCAGCCAGCUGCUGUCGUGCAGACGGUGCCAGGUGUCCCUCCGCCGGGGGCCCCUGGCGGGGACAGUUUUGAGUCUCCGACGGCACUGCCUUCCACGACCCCUGAGGCCAGGACCGGCUUCCCCCUGUCUGAGCCCCAGACUGCGCUCCCCUCUGCCCCUGUGCCCAAGGUGAUGCUGCCCUCGCUUGCCCCGUCUAAGUUUCGAAAGCCGUGUGCGAGGCCGAGAGCCUCAAAGAGAAAGGGGGCCAAGGCCUCUCUGUGUCUGGAGCCAGCCUCCCUCAUCCACCCCGUACCUGUUAUCUUCACUGUGCCUGCUGCCACGGUCAAGGUGGUGAGCCUUGGCAGUGGCUGCAACGUGAUCCAGCCUGUCAGUGCGGCUGUGGCCCAGAGUCCACAGGCCAUUCCCAUCACCACCCUCCUGGUGAACCCCACUUCCUUCCCCUGCCCACUGAGUCAGCCCCUCGUGGCCUCCUCUCUCCCACCCCUGAUUGUCUCUGGCAACUCUGUGAGUCUUCCUGUCCCGCCCGCCCCUGAAGAUAAGGCCCCAGUGAGUGUGGACAUCAGUUGUCCUUUGGCUGAAGGGAAAAAUGCCUUUCAAGGCCUAGAACCCAAAUUAGAACCCCAGGAACUGUCUCCUCUCUGUGCCCCUGUCUUCCCCAAAGAGGAGCACAGCCCAGGGCCACCAGCAGCAGACCGUGUGUGCCAGGAAGAGCUGUCGGAGAACAGCGCCUGUGGCUGGACUCUUGUGAAAGCAGAGGACGGGGGGCAAGGUCUGGAGCCGCCCCUGGGCUCCCGAGAGUCUCUGAGCACACCCCCCGGGGACUUGGAGGACGUCGUCAAGAUGGAGCCCAAAGACGCCGGGGAGGACGCCUGUGAGGACAGCAGGGCAGGGUGUUCUGUGGGAUUGGACGCUGGCUUCCCAGGGGAGGAGCCAAGGAGGCCGCCCGUCUUACAGCAGGAGGAGGAGGAGGGAAGUCAGCCAGCGAGAACCUCUUCAGCCUCUCGGGAGCCUCGGGACGAGGGACACUCGGGAGCCGUGAGCAAAGGCUCUCCGAGGACCGCUUCCUCCUGUGCCGACCCCGACGCGGCGCGCAGCAGCCCCCCCGGGAAGUCUGAGGGCUUCGCUAGCGCUGAUCGCCAGGCGGCCGGGACCCCGGCUGGGCCGGAAGCUGGGGUGGAAAAGGACGGGCCGGAGGAGGAGGAGGAGGAGGACUUUGACGACCUCACCCAAGAUGAGGAGGACGAGAUGUCAUCGGCCUCGGAGGAGUCUGUGCUGUCUGUCCCCGAGCUCCAGGAGACGAUGGAGAAGCUGACCUGGCUGGCUUCUGAGAGGCGCGCGGGCCAGGAGGGCGAGUCCGAGGAGGAGAACUCCCAGGAAGAGAACUCUGAGCCUGAGGAGGAGGAGGAGGAAGAGGCAGAAGGGAUGGAAAGCCUGCAGAAGGAGGAUGAGAUGACCGAUGAGGCCGCCGGAGACCCUGCUGAGAAGCCGCCGGCCACCUUUGCCUCGCCCAGGACAGCUCCGGAGGCGGAGGCCGGCAGCGCCCCGCCAGGAGAGGGUGGCAGGGCUGCCGGGAAGGGCCGGAGCAGCCAGCGGGCUCGCGGCCGGCGGGGAGGCCGGGCCCGGGCCAGCAAGGACACCUCCAAGCUCCUGCUGCUGUACGAUGAGGACAUCCUGGAGCGGGACCCACUCAGGGAGCAGAAGGACUUGGCCUUCGCCCAGGCUUACCUGACCAGGGUGCGAGAAGCCCUGCGGCACGCCCCUGGCAAGUACGAGGACUUCCUUCAGGUUAUCUAUGAGUUCGAGUCAAGUCCUCAGCGGCAGACCGCUGUGGAUCUCUACAGAAGCCUGCAGAUCCUGCUCCAGGACUGGCCUCAGCUGCUCAAGGACUUUGCUGCUUUCCUGUUGCCCGAGCAGGCUCUGGCCUGUGGAUUAUUUGAGGAGCAGCAGGCUUUUGAGAAGAGCCGCAAGUUUCUCCGGCAGCUGGAGAUCUGCUUUGCAGAGAACCCCUCGCACCACCAGAAGAUCAUCAAGGUCCUGCAGAGCUGCGCGGACUGCCUGCCCCAGGAGAUCAGCGAGCUCAAGACACAGAUGUGGCAGCUCCUCAAGGGCCACGACCACCUGCAGGAUGAGUUCUCCGUCUUCUUUGAUCACCUGCGCCCAGCGGCCAGCCGGCUGGGCGACUUUGAAGAGAUCAACUGGACAGAGGAGAAGGAGUACGAGUUUGACGGCUUUGAAGAAGUGGCCCUGCCUGAUGUGGAAGAGGAGGAGGAGCCCCCCAAGAUGCCCACGGCCUCAAAGAGCAAAAGGAGAAAAGAGAUCGGGGUCCAAAAUCAUGAUAAGGAGGCCGAGUGGCCGGAUGGCGCCAGGGACUGUGCCUGCUCCUGCCACGAAGGAGGCCCCGAUCCCAAGCUGAAGAAAAGCAAGAGAAGAGGGUGUAGCCGCUGCAGCAGCAGGGUCUGUGACGGCAGAUCCUACAAGAGCAAGGAGCCCCAUGAGUCGGCGGGCGGCAGCCCCCACCGCGAGGCCAGCCCUGUGCCCGGUGCUAAGGAGGCCGGGCAGGGCAAGGACCUGCUGGAGGAGGAAGUCCCAGACGAGCGGGAAAGCGUUGAGGCCGCCCAGGACCCGGCCGGCAGGGGAGCUCUGCCUGUUCCAGGGUCAGCAGUGGGGAGCACGCAGGAAGUGACCCUGACAGAGCAGCUCGUCCUGGGGGGCCCACCGCCCUGUUCACCCGAGACUCCUCAGCUUUCCUCCAGCCCUGGAGUUGUGCUCUGCGUGGUUAGGAGAAACCAGGCUGAGCGUGAGGUCCUGCCCUGUCCUGAGGCGUCCCCUAGACUUCAGGAUGAGGGGGAGGACCAGGAGGCAGUGGGUGAGCCAGAGGCUUCCGUGCCCGCCUGGGAUGCUUCGGAAACUGAGAAACGGCCUGGAACCGAGGAGAACCCUGCUUCCUUUCUGAGUCCCGUUUCCUCAAGGACCAGAGACUUAGGGAGGAGACGGUUGUCUGAGGUCUCAGACAGUCCGGGGAGCUGGUUGCUGUCGAGCAGAGCUGGGGUGAAGACCGCACACAGGAUGUCCCCCGUCCACGAGUCGUCGGGAACGGACACCUCAGAGACUUCUUCCAAAGCCCCUAGGGGAGGUUUGGUUAAGGACUGUGGAGUGCAGGGCAAGGCCCCCGUGGGAGAGCAGCAGCCGAAGACCACAGAAGCUACUGUUUGUGCCAACAACAGCAAGGUCAGCUCCACCGGGGAGAAGGUGGUGCUGUGGACCAGGGAAGCUGACCGCGUGAUUCUCACCAUGUGCCAGGAGCGGGGGGCACAGCCACAGACUUUCAGCGUCAUCUCCCAGCAGCUAGGAAACAAGACCCCGACCGAGGUUUCCCACCGUUUCCGGGAACUCAUGCGGCUCUUCCACACGGCCUGUGAGGCCAGCUCUGAGGAGGAGGAGGACGCGACCAGCACCAGCAACACAGACCAGCUGUCUGACCGCGGGGACCUCCUGUCGGAGGAGGAGCUGGACGCGUGACCCGUGACCCUGGGCGCGUGGCGGUGUCAGCCGCUGGCCCCAGCCGGCGGUGCUUGUGCUUGGCUGGCGCCCCACCCCCGGGGCUCAGGCUGUAGGGCCGGAGGCGCGGGGGCUGAGGCCGACUGGGGGCGGAUGGCUCUGCUAGCCUACGAGUCCUUCUGGGUCUUUCUGAACGUACUCGUGAACAGCAUCGAGGGAGUGGGCUUGGCUCCCUUUCUACCUCCCCUCUCCCCCCGCCCCCCUCCCCGCCCGGGUCUGAUGGCACAUAUUUAUUGUUCUGUGAUCCCACCACAGUGGUUCUAGACGUACGAAGUGCUUGUGUCGGUGUAGCCAGUCCCAGAACAUUGAGCUCCCAUAUCCAGCAGUUUUUAUUGUAAACCAGCUCUUUCCUGUUCUCGGGAAGCCUUAGUCCACGAGGCCACCCCCACUCCGGUAGCACUGGGCCAGGCUGCGCAGCUCCUGCAGGGCCUCGUCCAGGUCCCCCUGCUCCACGCCGGCGGCCAGGAAGCUGGCCCAGCGCCGCACAUCGAGCUUGGUGAGCUCUCUAGCCAGGUCUCCCAGGGUCCGGUUCAAGGACGAGGAGGAGCAGAGGGCCCCAAGCACUGGGAUGCUCUCCACGGCUGUGGAGGGACACAAAAGGAGGCCUGAAAAUGGUUUUUCUACCCUGGGCUCUGCCGCGCAGACUGGAUGGGAGAGUGAACUCACUGGAUUGUGUGCCAUCCCCUCGGUAAACCAGUGCUCCAGAGGAAGGCCACGUCCCUCAGGGCCACCAAGUGAAUAAAGGGAUGUUUAACUGUG